AGGUCGUGUGGACUGGGGACGUAGCACAGACACAGCCUCGUCUACUUUGGGCUAACGUUACUGACGCUUGCACCGCAGUAGGUUUGUUUACCCGGGGUUGUUUUAUUUAUUUGUUUAACGAAAAAAACCCCAACAAUAAUGGAAGGACACGUUUGCAACAUCCAGGUGCUGCUCCGGGCCGCUGAGUUUCUGGAGAGAAGAGAGCGAGAGGCAGAACAUGGAUACGCUUCGAUCCAACCUCUCAGCCCAGAUCACUCUGACAAGAGGAGCAAACAGAAGAACAAGAAGAUAUCUGCAGGGGGCAAUAGGUCAGUUCACAACGAGCUGGAGAAAAACAGACGAGCUCAACUGAGGCACUGCCUGGAGCAGCUCAAAAAGCAAGUUCCUCUGUCAUCUGACUCGAUGAGGAACACCACCCUCAACCUGCUGAGACGGGCCCAGCUCCACAUAAAGAAGCUGCAGGAGCAGGACGAGCGCGCAGAGCAGAUGAAGGGCCGUCUGCGCUGGGAGCAGAGGGAGCUGAGGGUUCGGCUGGAGCAGCUGCAGAGGGGCUCGGAGAGGAUGAGGAACGACAGCCAGGGCUCGACCAUGUCCUCCGAGAGGUCCGACUCCGACAGAGAGGACGUGGAGGUCGACGUGGAGAGCAUCGUGUUCGACUGCCUGGACUCUGACGGACUGAGCAUUGCGCACACUGGUGCGGACCACUGUUACUCCAGCAUGGACAAAGCCUGGCUAUGACGGGAGUCGAGCCGGCGGUCGCUCGGUGGAGGAGGAAGGGGAGCAAACAUUCCAAAAGACAAAGCGAAUGGAGGAGGAUGUUACUGUACAACUGAACACAUUUCUUUUUCUCACAGGAGGAGUAACUUUUGACAUUCUCUUUUCAAAAACACGUCAGACUACAAAGCUAAACGAUCAUAUGAAUGAGCUGUGUUCAUUUGCACUGAAUAGCAGUUAAAAUCACUGGGCUGGGAUGGAUGUAACAUUACGCAUACAUAUUUUCUUGCAUCAAUCGUAAAUUGUGUUGUUAUAUAUUUUUUUUCUUUCUCCAAAGCCAUGAGGAGUCUCCACUGAUUCAUACUCUGCUAAUCGUUCUUUUAAGAUCCAAAAUAAGGGCUUUUUAUUCAAAACUCUUAACUUAUUCUGUACUACAGUCUGUCUGUACUGAAUUCUGCCUUAAAUCAGAUGUGGUUUAGUUUUCCCAUACAUACAGCUUUCCUUAAGCACUAAGUUCAUAUUCCAGUGACGUCAUGUGUAGCAUGCACUUAAACAUUAAUCCGUGCUAUUGUUUUGUGUUAUUGUCCCUAUUAUUAUGUUUGAGUUCAGUCAUGUAUCGUUAUCUUUUUCUUCUGUUGCACAAAACAUCCACAUGUUGCACUUCUUUGUUUUGUCUCAAAAGGACUGUGGGUAUAUCAGAAUGAAAAACAGACAUUAACCGGUCACAUUUGCACAUUUUCUAUCUGGCAAUUAAGUUCACUGUGCCAAAUAUUCGUUUUGGUCUGUUUGUGCACAUUUCAGUCUGUAAUCAGGUGCUACAGUGUUGGAUGCCUGCAUUAGCGAGAGCAUAUGGAGAGAGGUUUUAAUGGCAGUUACAGUGCAAUUCACUGCUAAUGUUUCCUAGGAGUGUUUUCCUUACCAAGACUGUACACUUCAUUGCUUCAGCAUCCGUCAGUAUAAAUGUUAAUUAUGCAUGCAGCAAGUUCACCAAUCAGGCAGGUAAUGUCCACUUGUAAUGAUACUUACGCUGUAUUACAAGUAUGUAUCAUAUUCAUUGCUAUAUAUUUAACAACUGAAGGUGCAUUUUUUUGUUUUCUCCU
Molecule: messenger RNA, 1814 nt
Organism: Acanthopagrus latus (yellowfin seabream)
Lineage: Eukaryota; Metazoa; Chordata; Actinopteri; Spariformes; Sparidae
Gene: mxd3
Product: MAX dimerization protein 3
Exons: 6
Coding region: 139-738 (199 amino acids)
Biological process (GO): regulation of transcription by RNA polymerase II
Molecular function (GO): DNA-binding transcription factor activity, RNA polymerase II-specific; protein dimerization activity; RNA polymerase II cis-regulatory region sequence-specific DNA binding
Source: RefSeq, a predicted model, not a curated record